AUUAAUUCCGUGCUGUUAUCUGGAAAUUGAGUCAGAGAUUAAUUUUGGUGCAGUGAUUGCAAACGGUAAAAUAAUUAGUAAAGAGAUUAGCAUUGCUAACCAUGGAUCAGCUUCAGGUACAUUUAAAAUGUCAUAUGACGGGGUUGUCCUGCUUAACAUAGAACCUACCAGUGGAGUGGUAGAGCCAAAAUCUAUAAAGAUGGUUAAAGUGGAUAUCUGCACAGAUGUACCCAGGAUCAUCAAAGAAGUGAUAAAAGUGGAGUUGGAAGGUCAUGGCUGCACUGAAGUAUGGAUCAAAGCUGUUGUGGUUGAGCAAGUUCUUAAAGUUCUAGGAGUGUCUUGUGGAAAUAUAUUGGAAUGCAUUAACUUUGGACCAGUUUACUUUGGGUCUUCAAAGACUGAACAAAUAUCUCUAUACAAUGAAAGUCCUGAGUGUAUGGACUGGGUAGCAGUACUGGAAGACAAUGCCAUUGGAGGAGAGAUGGGGACAGACCUUCAGAAGAGUGCAGAUGCUCUUUUACAAGACUUAAGCAUCAAAAAUAGAACAAGAGAUGUAGAUGUUUCCACCUUGAUUUUGUGCAUUCCCAGUCAAGGCACCUUGCUACCUUAUGAGAAAUCUUUGGUUACAUUGUGCUUUAGUCCAAAGUGAGUGAGUGUGAAUGACUCAUCACCAAAACAAGAUUACGUACUGUUUCUGAGAUUUGAAGCUGUUGGGAAUAAAGAUGGCUAUCUGAAGGCCCUCAGUGAUGGUGCCACAGCAAUCACAAUGAAUCAUCCUCAUCACAUGGAGUUAGCUUUGACAGGUUCUGGGCUUCCUGUCAUGUUAACUUUUAAUCCAGGACCAGUUAUUAAGUUUAUGGACUGUUUCCUGGGUGAACAAACACAAGUUCUGUGCACACUCAAAAAUGAAUCUGAGUCCCUUCCAGUAACAUUCAGCUUCCGUAAGACUGCUCACUUUAAUAUUUCUCCUGAAAAAGGAAAAAUUAAAAAAAAAUCUGCAAAGGAUGUGAUAUUUUCAUUUUCUCCACAUCAAAUAGGAACAUUUAAAGUGAAGCAAGUUGUUGAUAUCAUUGGUACAGGACUAGAGAAAAAUAAUUUACAGGUUUCGAAGACAAAAUCCUUUCACCAAAUGUAUUUGAGCUUUAUUGGUGUGUGCAAAUCUAAACAAAAAAACGUUCUAUUCAAAAUUAAUCCUGGUAUAACACCGAUGAUUUCCAAUGCAACCGGACAGUUUGUAGCUGAUGGCACAGGACAGUGCACUGAUACAGCACCUGUGGCAAUACUUAAAUCAACCCAAACACAAAUUCAUACUCACUGGAUAAACAGGAAUUGUAAGGAUGACGCACUUAUAGCUUUUCCUAAUGAUCGUGCAGCCAGCAUUAGGCCUAGUGAACGGAAUAAAAAGUACAGGACUAUUUUCACAAAGACUGAGAGAUAUAAUUAUAUAGAUCCAGAGUUUUCUUAUACUGACUGUGAACGACUGUCAAAAGAAGCACAUAAGGAAUACUACGCAGACUUUAUUUCUAGUUUAAGACAGCGUCGUUUACAGAAAGAUGCCGAUAGGCAGUUUUAUAUUUAUAAUAAUUCUCUGAGCAUAGGCCUUAAACCAGCUGAAGGGCUUAUGUCACCAAAGAUCUCAAUCGCAGAUUUUCACAAGGAGAAGCUACAGUUCAAAAUGCUUCCUUUAGAUGAGACUUGCCUAUUAACUAGUCGAAAAUUGGCAGCAAUUGGUUCUAAAUCUUCAGUCAAAGAAGUUUGGAGUGGGCUUAGUGCUGUGCCAUCUUCUGCCCAAGAGAAGGAAGAUUGUAGUCUAACUUUGACAUCCAAGCAGCUUCAUCAAAUACUCAUUGGUCCUUCUACUAUGGAUUUUGGUGAUGUUUGUGUGUAUUCUACAACAGCCAGAAAACUGCACAUCAUCAAUAACUUGUUAGUUCAUAUAUGGAUACAAAUUGAGAUUGAAAUUGAUGAAUUACAGCAGACAAGUCCAUUGUCUCAGGUGGUGCCUCCUCUUACAAAGACUCAUAUUCCGAUUGUAUUUGAGACAAACACUCUUGGAAUGUUUAAAAGAUCUUUCACUUACACGAUAAACAACCAACACCCUGGGCAUGUGCUUGUGGUUGCAAAAGCAGUGUCUGUUGAACUUGAGCUGUCUGCAAGGGAACUGAUUUUAAAUCCUAUUCCUGGCUACCUAGCAGAGACAGAAUUUAGAACAACUGUCAGGGUGUACAAUCCCAGAAACCAUCCUGCUGCAUUUACUUGGAAACCUAUAAUUACAGAUAGAGGAACUGCAUUUUCUAUACAGCCAGCGAAAGGCUUUGUGGAGGCCUAUAGAGAUCUGGAGUGUGAAGUUGUUUGGCAUCCAGGGUUCAACUCUCCAGAAGCAGGAGAAUUCAACUUGUGUGUGCGUAAAGGAAACAAAAUUAAGUUGAAAUGUUUUGCAAAGCUUGGUACUACUAAAGUUCAUCUUAUGGAACAAAGGAUACCCUUCAGUCAUAGUCCAAUGGGUUUAUCUACCUGUAAGACAGCCAUUCUUCAAAACAUAGGAUACAAUCAUGCAUACUUCCAAGUUCUUGAUUCAAACCCACUCCCUGGGAUGAUGAUCACCCCUUCUGAAGGGGUGGUACCUGUGGGAGGCCAUGCUGAUCUCGAAAUCUGUUUUACUCCAAAUGCAAAAAUGAGUUUUGAUACAAGAGUGGAGGUAGCAGUGCGAAAUUCAGGAGUACUAGUGCUUAGGAUUGGUGGAUUUGUAGAGAUCCCUGAAAUAAACAUUGAUGUGGAACUAUUUGACUUUGGUGGUGUUUAUGUCGGUUCUACAAAAUCAAUUCCCUUUUUGCUGCAGAACAAAGGACAAGCAUGUACCAGAGUCGAGUUUGAUUUUUCUAAGUAUAAGGAUUUUAAAUUGAAUGCUAAUGACCAUUCAGUGGUUGACUGCUGUUCUUCAAAGCCUUAUUUGUAUUCAGUUAACUUAAAGGGAAAGUCAGCUUUACAAUGCUGCUUGUCCUUCAUGCCAAAAGAGGUGGCAGCAUAUGACUUCACUCUUCCAGUUAAUACUUCUCGGGCUGACUUCCCAUUGACACAGCCAAGCCCUCUAUCUGCAACUUCUGUUGGAUCUCUAAAGCACAUCGUUACUCCUUGGCCAAAGGUGGUGACUGUGGCUCUUCCAUUCUGUAGAGUUAAAGCAGUUGUGCUUAAAUCACCAUUGGAGUUCUCCUCUAUGGAACUUAAAUUUGCACAACAUUCAAGUGGCAUAAAUUUCAAUAUUGCUGAUGGAAGUCUGAAUCCUCAGAAUCUUGAUCUGAAGAAUAUCUCAAGGCAGCAGUUGACAUGGAAAUUGAAUUGUGGUGAUGCAGGCAAAAAUACAGAAGACAGUAUUUUUAAAUUUAGUCUGCAGACUGGAUUCCUUGAUCCAGGACAAAUCAUCAGUAUUGCUGUAUUCUUCUGCCCUUCUUGUCCUGGGACAUACGCAUCUGAAAUGUCAGUGUGUCUAAAUGAUAAUCCAUCACAUUACAAAAUAACAUUGUCUGGCACUGUGAAGUCACCAAAAAUAAAUUUUGAUCCCCCCUUUUUAAUGCUGAUGCCAGUUCCUCUGGAUGUGAAAACUGAAACAGCCUUCAGUAUCAUUCCACAAGAUUAUUUAAGGCAAUCACAAAUUCAAGUUGAACUUCCAGAGCUUGAACUUGAAGAUGGUGACAGGAUUUACCCGUUUUCUGUACAGUUCCCAGAAGGACAAGAUAUUGUUCUUUCAUCGGAUGGCACAAAUAAGGAACUAAUUUGUCAUAUCAGCUUCAGGUCAUCUAGGCCAGUGUCAUUUUUAGGGAAUAUGUUCUUCAUCGAUGAAGCAGAAAACAGCUUAAUCGAAAUAGUUAAUUAA
Molecule: messenger RNA, 3871 nt
Organism: Pelecanus crispus (Dalmatian pelican)
Lineage: Eukaryota; Metazoa; Chordata; Aves; Pelecaniformes; Pelecanidae
Source: RefSeq, a predicted model, not a curated record